Molecule: messenger RNA, 1361 nt
Organism: Chara braunii
Lineage: Eukaryota; Viridiplantae; Streptophyta; Charophyceae; Charales; Characeae
Source: the annotation of a GenBank genome assembly
CGGAGGGUGCCUGCAGUCAGGAACAGUGGGACAGUCCUCUGCACACAUGGAUGCAGAAACCAUGUCAUUGUAGUGAUUGUGACAGAGACAAUGGCGGCUACAGCCGAGUGUAACAGUGUUUGCGGUUGUGCAAAGGAGAAGGUCGCAGAGUGUUGGUACAUUAUCUUGCUGCAGCACGGGGCCAGAGGAAUGAUCUUCGACAUAAAAGAGAUUGCGGACGGACAGGAAGUUGUAGCAGUAAAAACUAAAGUAGGGGGAAGUACAGUUAGGGAAACUAUUGUACUGAAAACUGCAGCAGUGGAAACCGCAGCAGUAGAAACUACAGCAGCGGAAACUGGAGUAGUGGAAACUGAACCAGUGGAAUCUGGAGCAAUGGAAACUGCAGCAGUGGACACUGCAGCAGCGGAAAUCGCAACAGUGGACACUGCAACAGUGGAAACUGAAGCAGUGGAAACUGCAGCAGUGGAAAUCGCAACAGUGGACACUGCAGCAGUGGACACUGCAGGAGUGGAGACUGCAGCAUUGGAAACUGCAAGAGUGGGGACUGCAGCAGUGGAAACUGCAGUAGCAGCAGAUGAGCAAGCAGGGGCAGGACGAGAGCAUCUGGUUUGUGGAUUAGGAAGAGGUGUAACGGAUGGAGACAAAACCAGGGGAGGUAGGAGUGGUGAAGACAGGGGUGGUAGAGUUGUCGGAAGGUGGGUAACAGACGACGAUAAAACCAGGGGAAAUAUAGGCGGUGAAGACGGGGAGGAUGAAGUCAGGGGUGGUGAAGUGGCUGAAGCAGAGACAGGGGGGGCAGUCGUAGGUGAGACUCGAAGAGGGGAUUUUGCAAGUGGUAAUGCAGGCAUGGUCACGGAUGCCAUGGAGGAAAGCACCGAGACCAAGGGCGACAAAGCAGUUGCGGUGGUCACGGAUGUCAUGGAGGAACACACCGAGACCAAGGGCGACACAACAGCUGCGGUGGCACCGGAUGCCAUGGAGGAACACACCGAGACCAUGGGCGACACGGCAGCUGCGGGUCGAGUUGCUCCCGCAGAAUCAAUCAUAGAAGCAACCAAGGCCGAUGAGGAAGAGGCUGCGAACCGAAAAGGGGCAGCCAGGGUCACAAACGAUAUGGAAGGGGUUACUAAGACUGAUGAGGACGCAGGUGCAGUAGACGCAGGUAAGGAAGAAGAGGUUGUGAUAGGUGUGACAGGCGCCGAUAAUGAAGAAGGGGUUGUGAGAGGCGUAGUCCGAGGACAGUGUGUGGAUACCCGAGAAAGCGGGUGAUGAAUAGAUCAUCGAAGCAUGCUGCGGAACCAGCUGGAGAGGCAGGUCACGUGCGCAGGGUACCUGUGUUGACGUUUACGAAUAUAGGAAGU